Aspergillus aculeatus ATCC 16872 is the source of this 1863-nucleotide messenger RNA. RefSeq lists its product as uncharacterized. Gene Ontology annotation, cellular component: uniplex complex; mitochondrial inner membrane. Bases 40 to 1530 code for a protein of 496 amino acids. Gene Ontology annotation, molecular function: calcium channel activity; uniporter activity. Lineage: Eukaryota; Fungi; Ascomycota; Eurotiomycetes; Eurotiales; Aspergillaceae. The transcript is spliced from 3 exons. The record is from RefSeq and is a predicted model, not a curated record. Gene Ontology annotation, biological process: calcium import into the mitochondrion; mitochondrial calcium ion homeostasis.
UCUUGUCAAUUGCCGCCCGUAAAAAGCCCUCGCCGCAACAUGCGGUCUAUACUAGGUCGGAUUCCGCCCAUUCCCUCUCGUCAACGACUACAACAAUGGGGGAGUAGUAGUCGCCUCGAGUCCGGCUUCCCUGCUGCACCGUCAUUAGUACUUUCUAUGGUACAAGCGGGCCCAGGGCGGCGGCGGCGACAGUUCCAGACCGGAGCAGCGCCGCCGGCGCACUACGACUACAACACGAGCACGAGCACGAGCACGAGGAAUGUUGCAUUGAGUGCUCCGACGGCGGGCCAAACCCGGUGGUUCAGCAGCAUCAAUGCGCGUCUGCAGUCCAAAGGUCCGCGGCAAGAAUUGGAGCGGUUAGAGAUCAAGGAUGCGAAGCCGGAGGAGGACGAGGAAGGGGUCUGUUCGUCCAAGGCCCAGAAGGGGGAAGACAAACUUGGGCAGGCCAUGACAAAGGGAAAACUGUUGACUACGCCGUCACGAUUGUUUAAGCUGCUUCUUCCGUUGUCGACCAAAUACCACCGUGAUCAUAAGGACAUCGAACCCAUCGCUUUUCUCAUCCACCCUCAGCAACCACUUUCGCACCUGGAACGCCUCAUUCAAGCCGAGAUCCCGCUCAUCAAGACGAAGGACGGACAAGCCCGAGCCCCGUCCGUCUCCUUCAUCGCGCUCCAACUCGAGGACAACCCGAUCCGGCCGCGGAAGGCGCUCUACGAGGGGACCGAGGCCGAAGUGCGCAAGCUGGAGGAACUCGGACAGGUUAAAGAGGAGAAGAAGCCCUCGGACGACGACACGUACACGUACCUGCGACGCAGCGAGCCCGGCGGCGGCGAGAAGUCCAUGGAGCAUCGCUUUGUGCGGUGGUCGCAAUCCACCGAGGUGGGCGAUUUCAUCCGCGACGCCGCGCGCGCGCGGGAGUUCAUCGUCUCGGUCGAAAGCGCGCCGGCGGGCCAGCACCAGAUCCACGUGGCGGUGCCCUCGUUCAACGAGCGCACGCACUUCCUGCGCAUGCGGCUGCGGAAGAUUUCCGACCGGAUCAAGAACAUCGCGGACAUCAAGCAUGAAUGUGACGCCUUGGCGCACCGCGGGGCGCAGCGCGUGGCCAUGGGCGGGUUCGGCGUGCUGGCGUUCUGGUGGUGCCUCGUGUACAAACUCACCUUCGAGACCGACCUGGGCUGGGAUACGAUGGAGCCCGUCACCUACCUGGUCAGUUUGUCAACGCUGAUGGGUGGCUAUCUGUGGUUCCUCUAUCACAACCGGGAAAUCUCGUACCGGUCGGCCCUCGACUUCACCAUCAAUGCGCGCCAGAAGAAGCUCUACGAGAGGAAAGGGGUGGAUUUGCGGCUGUGGGAAUCGCUCAUCGACGAGGGCAAUUCGCUCCGCAAGGAAAUCAAGUCCAUUGCUGCCGAGUACGACGAGGACUGGGACGAGCUGAAAGAUGAGCGUGACCAGCGCGUGACGGAAGCUUUGAAACAGGAGCGCGCGCAGAAGAACGGCUCUCGACAGAAUGACAAUGAUGCAGACGAUUAAUUGAUUGUCGGGGUUGGGAGGUUCGAAAAAGUCUAUUCUAGGCUAAACCGCCCUCGUCCUUUCGAACCUGAUCGAUCAUCUCUUCCAUCUUCAUUGCUCACUCCGCAUAACUUUCGCUAAUUGACCACACCUUCACCCGUUCCGCACCGGAUCAUAAUAUUCCUUCUUGCCCGAGACACCGCUGUUCGUCUGACUCUGCGGUUGUGGUUGUCUCUGUGGCGACUUUGAGCGACCUAGAUAUUCUGUUAAUAUUCGUUUGUUUGGUUUGGUUUUCCAAUUGUGUACAGGAUAAAAUGUAUAUAGUUUUGACUCCGCACAUAGACAUGUAUGUAU